Pseudopipra pipra is the source of this 4895-nucleotide messenger RNA. RefSeq names its product phospholipid-transporting ATPase ID. Lineage: Eukaryota; Metazoa; Chordata; Aves; Passeriformes; Pipridae. Gene Ontology annotation, cellular component: plasma membrane; trans-Golgi network. The record is from RefSeq and is a predicted model, not a curated record. Gene Ontology annotation, molecular function: ATP binding; ATPase-coupled intramembrane lipid carrier activity; ATP hydrolysis activity. The transcript has 28 exons. Gene Ontology annotation, biological process: Golgi organization; phospholipid translocation. The coding region runs from base 127 to 3924 and encodes 1265 amino acids.
ACCCCGCACUUCCGCCGCCGCCCGGCGCCGCCGCGGCCAUGGGGAGCUGAGGCGGCGGCAGCGGAACCGGCCCCGGCCCGGCCCGGCCCGGCCGCCCGCUCCCCAUGGGCUGCGGGGCCGCGGGACAUGGAGCGGUGCGCGGCCCGCCGGGCCCCGGAGGAGGAGCGGCGAGUGCGAGCCAACGCACGGGAGUACAACGAGAAGUUCCAGUACGCGAGCAACUGCAUCAAGACCUCAAAGUACAACAUUGUCACCUUCCUGCCUGUCAACCUCUUUGAGCAGUUCCAGGAAGUAGCCAACACCUAUUUCCUCUUCCUCCUCAUCCUGCAGCUGAUCCCACAGAUCUCUUCACUCUCCUGGUUCACCACCAUCGUGCCUUUGGUUCUUGUCUUAACCAUCACAGCUGUCAAAGACGCCACUGAUGACUAUUUCCGCCAUAAAAGCGACAACCAGGUGAACAACCGGGAGUCUCAGGUGCUGAUCGGUGGAGUCCUCCGGCAGGAGCAGUGGAUGAAUGUACGUGUUGGAGACAUCAUCAAGUUGGAGAAUAACCAGUUUGUGGCGCAGGCCGACCUACUUCUCCUCUCCAGCAGCGAACCCCAUGGGUUGUGCUACAUAGAGACUGCAGAGCUGGACGGAGAGACCAACAUGAAGGUGCGCCAGGCCAUACCUGUCACUGCGGAGCUGGGGGACACCAGCAAGCUGGCUCGCUUUGACGGCGAGGUGGUCUGUGAACCCCCCAACAACAAGCUUGACAAGUUUGGUGGGACGCUGUACUGGAAGGAGAACAAGUACCCCCUGAGCAACCAGAACAUGCUGCUGCGAGGCUGUGUCCUGCGCAACACCGAGUGGUGCUUUGGCCUCGUCAUCUUCGCAGGGCCCGACACAAAACUGAUGCAGAACAGUGGCCGGACCAAAUUUAAGCGGACGAGCAUUGACCGGCUGAUGAACACACUGGUGCUCUGGAUCUUUGGGUUCCUGGUGUGCAUGGGGGUGAUCCUGGCCAUUGGCAAUGCCAUCUGGGAGCACGAGGUGGGCGUCUGCUUCCAGAUCUACUUGCCCUGGGACGAGGGGGUGCACAGUGCCUUCUUCUCUGGCUUCCUCUCCUUCUGGUCUUACAUCAUCAUCCUCAACACUGUGGUGCCCAUCUCACUCUACGUGAGGGACACCCCAAGACCUGAGACCCCACGGGUCCCUCGGGGUCCUCCCGGCUGUGUGUGUCUGGCUGCUCGUCUCUCUCUACCCUGGCUGCACGCUGGUUAUUUUGCUCUGCCUUCCUACAGCUCCCAGGCUCCUGCACAGUCCCCUUCUCUCUCUCUUUUAAUUUCUCUCUCUUUUCGUUCCCCAGCAUGGGUUCUGUCACCCUUAGCCCCGAGCGUGGAGGUGAUCCGGCUUGGGCACAGCUACUUCAUCAACUGGGACAAGAAGAUGUACUGUGCCAAGCGCCGGACACCAGCUGAGGCCCGGACCACCACCCUCAAUGAGGAGCUGGGGCAGGUGGAGUACAUCUUCUCUGACAAGACUGGCACUCUCACCCAGAACAUCAUGGUCUUCAGCAAGUGCUCUGUGAAUGGGCACAGCUACGGUGACGUGCAGGAUGUGCUGGGUCACAAGGCGGAGCUGGGAGAGAGACCAGAGCCAGUCAACUUCUCCUUCAACCCACUGGCGGACCCGCGGUUCCAGUUCUGGGACCCCAGCCUGCUGGAAGCCGUCAAGCUGGGAGAUCCCCACGUGCACGAGUUCUUCCGCCUGCUCUCGCUCUGCCACACCGUCAUGUCCGAGGAGAAGAGCGAAGGGGAGCUGUUGUACAAGGCACAGUCCCCGGACGAGGGAGCGCUGGUCACGGCUGCCAGAAACUUUGGCUUCGUGUUCCGGUUCCGCACACCCAAGACCAUCACGGUGCACGAGCUGGGUCAAGCCAUCACCUACCAGCUGCUGGCCAUCCUGGACUUCAACAACAUCCGCAAGCGCAUGUCUGUCAUCGUCCGCUGCCCUGAGGGCAAGAUCCGGCUGUACUGCAAAGGCGCUGACACCAUCCUUCUGGAGCGACUGCACCCCGUCAACCAGGACCUGACCAGCGUCACCGCCGACCACCUCAAUGAGUAUGCUGCCGAGGGGCUGCGGACACUGGUGCUGGCUUACAAAGACCUGGAGGAGAGCUACUACAGGGACUGGUCUGAGCGUCUGCGCUGGGCUGGCAGUGCCUCCGAGGCCCGUGAGGAUUGCCUGGCUCGGCUCUACGACGAGGUGGAGCACGAUAUGAUGCUGCUCGGAGCAACAGCUAUUGAGGACAAACUGCAGCAGGGGGUCCCUGAAACCAUCGCCAUUCUGACGCUGGCCAACAUCAAGAUCUGGGUUCUGACGGGGGACAAGCAGGAAACAGCUGUGAACAUUGGCUACUCCUGCAAGAUGCUGACAGAUGACAUGACGGAGGUGUUCGUGGUCACAGGCCACACUGUGCUGGAGGUGCGAGAGGAGCUCAGGAAAGCCCGAGAGAAAAUGAUGGAUGCAUCGCGCUCUGUGGGCAAUGACUUCUCCUCCAAGGAGAAACUCUCCUCCUCCAAGCUCACUUCUGUGCUGGAAGCCAUUGCAGGCGAAUAUGCCCUGGUCAUCAAUGGGCACAGCCUGGCCCACGCGCUGGAGGCAGACAUGGAGGUGGAAUUCCUGGAGACAGCGUGUGCCUGCAAGGCUGUUAUAUGCUGCCGUGUCACACCCUUGCAGAAAGCCCAGGUGGUGGAGCUGGUGAAGAAGUACAAGAAAGGUGUGACCUUGGCCAUUGGUGAUGGGGCCAAUGACGUCAACAUGAUCAAGACUGCCCAUAUUGGGGUGGGCAUCAGCGGGCAGGAGGGCAUCCAGGCCGUGCUGGCCUCUGACUACUCCUUCUCCCAGUUCAAGUUCCUGCAGCGCCUUCUCCUGGUGCACGGGCGCUGGUCCUACCUGCGCAUGUGCAAGUUCCUUUGCUACUUCUUCUACAAGAACUUCGCCUUCACCAUGGUCCACUUCUGGUUUGGCUUCUUCUGCGGCUUCUCGGCACAGACUGUGUACGACCAGUACUUCAUCACACUGUACAACAUUGUCUACACGUCGCUGCCCGUGCUUGCCAUGGGUGUCUUUGACCAGGAUGUGCCAGAGCAGCGGAGCAUGGAGUACCCCAAGCUCUACGAGCCUGGGCAGCUGAACCUGCUCUUCAACAAGCGGGAGUUCUUCAUCUGCAUCGCCCAGGGCAUCUACACAUCUGUCCUCAUGUUCUUCAUCCCCUACGGCGUCUUCGCUGAUGCCACCCGUGACGACGGUGCCCAGCUGGCUGACUACCAGUCCUUUGCUGUCACCGUUGCCACCUCCCUUGUGAUUGUUGUCAGUGUGCAGAUUGGGCUGGACACGGGAUUCUGGACGGCCAUCAACCACUUCUUCAUCUGGGGUAGCCUGGCCGCCUACUUUGCCAUCCUCUUCACCAUGCACAGUGACGGCCUCUUCCGAAUGUUCCCCAACCAGUUCCGCUUUGUGGGCAACGCACAGAACACGCUAGCCCAGCCCACAGUCUGGCUGACCAUCGCCCUCACCACUGUGGUCUGCAUCAUGCCUGUUGUGGCCUUUCGCUUCCUCAAGCUGGACCUGAAACCUGAACUCUCGGACACGGUGCGCUACACUCAGCUGGUUCGGAAGAAGCAGAAGACGCAGCACCGGUGUGUGCGGCGCACAGGGCGUGUGGGCUCACGCCGCUCCGGCUACGCCUUCUCCCACCAGGAGGGAUUCGGAGAGCUAAUCAUGUCUGGCAAGAACAUGCGGCUCAGCUCCUUGGCGCUCUCUAGCUUUGCCUCCCGCCCCAGCACCAGCUGGAUCGAGACCCUGUGGAAGAAGAAGGGCAGUGAGGGCAGCGGUGCCGGCAGUCCCAGUGGCACAGCUGACAAGACCCUCAAGGUGUGAGGGUGGAGGGUCACAUCCCCUCCAGUGCAGCCAGGGCCCCCUUUCCUCUCCCCCUGACUCUGGGGAGGGCAAAGCCCUUCGUCGAGAGGGUCCAAUGGUGGGAGCACAGGUCAUGUGGGCAUCAAUGCUGAGGUUUGGAGGAGUCUGGACUAUCACAUUGUAGCCAAAAAAUAUACUCUUUCCCUCCCUGGGGCGGAUGGACGGACAGACUGACCUUAUCCCCCAUUCACUCCUCUGUCAGUAUUCACUUCCACGGAGUGCAAAUGCCCCAUCACACACGAAUGUAUCCAUGCCAGAGGUGGAGGGGCCUUGGGGGGCCUGUGGCCCCCUCGCCAUCCCUCACCCACGUGUCUUCUUUUUAUAUAAACAAAGGGAAAAAACACCCACAAAAAAAUAGCAACCAAAAAAAAAAAAAAAAAAAAAAGGAAGGAAAAGCCCUCCGAGUUUACAGAGCAACUUGUUUCUUGUCCAAUUGGGUAGGAGAGAACGGGCAGGGGAGGAAGGUCACCCUCCUUGUCCCUCCACCUCGGGGUACAGCAGGACGGUGGGUGCCGGGUGGGAAAGGGGAAGCGUUCCCGUGCUACAGGGACUGGAGUGUUGGCGGCUGCCGUGAUUCACUCCCACGCGGGGUCUUGCGCAACCCUCGGCCUCUGCUUCCUCCCUCCUCCUUGCCUGCUCCCGCGGGACUGAGCGCUCCUGGGCUGUGGGUGGGCACUGAGGGAUCCCCCAGGGGUCUCCGAGGGUGUUGGGGUCCCGGAGACGCAAUACCAAAGAUGAGCCUGUUGAGGUGGGUGUUGGUGAGGUCUGGAGGGGGUUUAGGGGCUGUUUGGGGUUAUUUCGGUGGAGGGGUGGAUAAUUUAUUACUCGUUUCUGUGUGGCGGAAUUGUAUCAUUUUAUGGUUCCACUGAGAAAAAAAAGAACCAAAAGCCAGCUUUUUUUUUAUUUAUUUAAAAAAGAAAAUAAUAUUCUGA